AAACAAACAAUACUCAGUGAGAGAGAGGUUUCUAGCUAAUCCCAUUUCUCUCUCUCUCUCUCUCUCUCUCUCUCUCUCUCUCCUCUCUCCCUCUCUUGUUAGAUAUAGCAUAUUUCAAUAAAAUACAGAAAUGGCUUUACAGUUUCAUAGCAAUUCCUCUGUUCUUAUAGCCAUUUUUCAUCUUCUUCUUGUUCUUCUUCAUUGCCUCCAAGCAAAAGCUGCAAAUGGGUACUGUGAUCUGUUCAAAGGGAGUUGGGUUUUGGACCAAUCCUAUCCACUCUACAAUCCCUCCGUUUGUCCUUUCAUCGAGCAUGAGUUCGCUUGUCAGAGAAAUGGCCGUCCUGACCAGAUUUAUACCAAAUACAAAUGGCAACCACAAGGCUGCAAUCUAGCAAGAUUUGAUGGGAAGGAUUUCUUGAAGAGAAUGAGAGGGAAAAGCAUUAUGUUCGUAGGAGAUACGCUAAGCCGGAAUCAAUGGCAGUCACUGACAUGCCUGCUUCACUCUGCACUGCCCAAUGCCAAUUACAAAGUUUCAAGACUUGAAGAUGUUUCCACUUUUGAGUUCACGGAUUAUGGGGUGAAAGUGAUGCUUGAUAGGAAUGUGUACCUAGUGGAUGUUGUAAGAGAACAAAUGGGAAGAGUGUUGAAAUUGGAUUCAAUUGAGGGAGGCAAGCUUUGGAAAGGGAUUGACAUGCUCAUCUUCAACACUUGGCAUUGGUGGAAUCGUAGAGGACCUUCUCAACCAUGGGAUUACAUCCAAGAUGGAGAAGGGAUCAAAAAAGAUAUGGAUCGUAUGCUUGCUUUUGAGAAGGCACUCAGGACAUGGGCAGCCUGGGUGGAUUCAAAUAUUAAUCCUUCAAAAACAACUGUUUACUUCCAAGGAAUUUCUCCAUCUCACUAUAAUGGGAGUCUAUGGAAUGAGCCAAAAGCAAAGAGCUGUGCGGGACAGAAAAUACCAUUGGCUGGUUCAACAUAUCCAGGAGGAUUGCCAGAGGCAUUGUUCAAGCUGAAGGAAGUGCUGAGCACAAUGAGAAAGCCAGUGACAUUGCUAGACAUAACCAAUCUGUCUCUUCUUCGUAAAGAUGGACAUCCUUCUCAUUAUGGCUUGGGAGGCCCAUCUGGGAUGGAUUGUAGCCAUUGGUGCCUUUCGGGAGUCCCUGAUACAUGGAACGAGAUACUUUACAAUCUCAUUCUUUCAUAACAGAUAUAUCAUUUUUAACUUGAUUUAUAAUUAUUGGACAAAUUUUUACUGAAUAAAUUAAUAAAUAAGAUCGAUUCUUCUUUAAUAA
This is a messenger RNA of Ziziphus jujuba (common jujube), 1289 nucleotides long. RefSeq names its product protein trichome birefringence-like 41. Gene Ontology annotation, molecular function: O-acetyltransferase activity. Bases 131 to 1201 code for a protein of 356 amino acids. The record is from RefSeq and is a predicted model, not a curated record. The transcript has 5 exons. Gene Ontology annotation, cellular component: Golgi apparatus. Lineage: Eukaryota; Viridiplantae; Streptophyta; Magnoliopsida; Rosales; Rhamnaceae.